Dermacentor andersoni is the source of this 2228-nucleotide messenger RNA. The record is from RefSeq and is a predicted model, not a curated record. Lineage: Eukaryota; Metazoa; Arthropoda; Arachnida; Ixodida; Ixodidae.
GGCUCGAUGUGACAGUCCCUCGGGUGUUGUCGCCGCUGACACUAGCGGCACGACGUCACCGCGACGAAGGCCCGCUCUCGUCGUAGGUGAAAUGAAAGAGUUAGAAAAUCGUCGUGCGGCGCAAGAUGGACAGUGCGGCGACGACGGCUACGACAUGGCGUCAGAGUAGCGCGCGUCUCUGUAUGGAAACGAAGCGCUGCAUGAAAGGAGAUCUGUCUGCCACGGCUGCUAUAAUUCGUGCCCACACGUCCCCUACACGCUUCCUCUCGCGAUCUCCCGAUUAGCGAGGCAGUCGCGCCACACUUCGCUUCGUUUGCAGUGUGCCGCACGAAACAGAUUGUCCGCGCCAGCUACGCUACUUAGCGUUCUCUUCCUAGUAUAAACCAUGUACCUAUAUAAUCAUAAUGCAAAAUAUUGACACCCGUAAUAGAGCACAUAUAGAGCUGCGCUCAAAAUUUCGCAUAGAGAGUAUCGUAAUCGCCGUUGAAUUUUUUCGUUUUGUGCAUGUCCUGGACCACACUCGACAACGGAGUGUUUAGACUCACUUUACAGUAACAUGAAUUCUGAAAAAAAUAUGCGCUGAAAAAUGAAAGAAUGCAGAGGCAGCGGUUAUGUUUCUAUCGCUGCAGCAACAAUCGGGCCACAACGUAUGAAGCGCAAUUUGGUGUGGUGCGCUUUCGGAACCUUGGACACCAACUACACGCACGACAAGAUGAACCUGGACCCGUUCUGCGACUACGCCUUCAUACCGUUCUACACGAGGGGACAGGACACCUUCCUGGACGACAGCAACCCCAUCGUGCAGAAGUUGCUCGGCAAUGCGCAGAAGGCGAGCAGGACGAGCUACGCGAUCCACCUGCCCCACCGAAACAUCUCGAAGGCGAAACAAGACAUGGACGACAAUACGGGGAAAGCCAAAAUGGUUGAAUACUGGACAGUUCGGAAGAUCUACCACUAUGCUGUCCUCGACCUCGAAUGCAAGCCAUGGACAAAACCAAAUAUCAAGAGUGAAGUGGCCGCAGUGUUCGAUAUGCUGAAGGUAAGUUCCGGAGGCAAACUAAAGCUUCAUUGGGGGCAGCUCGUCCCAGCCUCUAGAGCGUCAGCGAAGUUACGCAAAAGGGGAGAGCAGCUGAAGAAGGACCAUCCACAGCCACCUUCUCCCGCGUUCAGCCUCGUCAUCCUGGGCAUUCGAAUUUGGCCAGAGAACAGCAAGGAGUUUCUCGAGGAAGUGGGCAAGAAACUACAGCGAUUUCCAGUUGACGGCUUCGUGCCCUGGACGCACUUCACGGAGGACGAGUUUAAGGCCAAUUACCCUGCGUGCUGGAUAACGGGAGCGACGCCCUAUAACAACAGCGGUGAUAACAACACCAACAUCUGGGGCGCGGUUCAGGUGUUGGACUGGGUGAACAAAAGCACUGCGUGGAACAAGCAGCCUUCCAUCUCCGUGUCCUUCUCGUUGUGUUCACGGGUGUACGAGGCAGCCGGUGCUGAGGAACUCGACAACCCGUGUAAACGAAGCAAUUUCACGAUUCCGACCUCAUCGACCGAUGCCUGCUAUUACAACAUAUUCAAAAAUGUCGAGGGUUUCGGCAACGACACCCGAUUAGACCAGAAGCACUACACGCCGUUCACCACCAACAAAGGCGACAUGGCCGUUUACGAAAUCGCGAAGCAUAUUAAGAAAAAGUUGUGCUGGCUGAAAGUUCGCUACACCGAAUUUGAGAUCAGCACCGCGCUUUUCGAUUUGGAGUGCGAAGACUGGAGUGGGAAAUGUGACCAGGACGGCUACCGUACGCUGAACGGCACUAAGAGGCUGAGAGAAGUCUCGAAUUACGCCCAUGGGUUGACGCAGAAGGCGGCCAACAUUUCAGCUUGCCUAUCAUUGUGAAAUGUCGCGUAUCAUCUAUUUUAUACAGACGUUCUGGCAGGUAACACUUGCCGCCUUUUUCAAUUUCUAUUACCGAAAUAUUUGCAGCGAAUAUGUUUUUGCUGGAACCAAUUAUACCAAAGGCACGAAUAGAAAAUUUUUCUAUGUCAUCUGGGUGAACAAUUUUCUCCCAAGCGUACCUUCCUUACUACCACUGGUGCAAGCGAAAUAUGAUGACCGCCAUUGUGCGGUCAAUCUUAUGAAAUUAGUCAUUGUAGGGUAAAUGAGAGCAUCAAUAUAUUCAUAGAUGAUGACAAAUUUUUCGUGUUAAUAUAGAGCCAGUUCCGUCAUAAAAAUAUUU